Peromyscus californicus insignis is the source of this 6444-nucleotide messenger RNA. RefSeq names its product collectin subfamily member 11 (gene Colec11). NCBI's taxonomy places the organism in Eukaryota, Metazoa, Chordata, Mammalia, Rodentia, Cricetidae. Bases 5094 to 5912 code for a protein of 272 amino acids. The transcript has 7 exons. The record is from RefSeq and is a predicted model, not a curated record.
UGGUUUCACUGUAGCACAGACUGGUGUAAACACGUCUCCUGGUUUUGCCUCUCAUGACUCCACAUCAGGUUAAAUGGAGACAGCAUUGUCCACAAAAAUCGGGACCUGAAGUGGCAAGGAAGCUCCUGGUGUGGAUCACGUGGUGCAGGUGGAGCAGGCGUCCUUUGCUAAAUCUUAGGCAGGCUGGAGAAACGCUCAGGAGGCCCCCUGUGUGCGACAGGCACUGUUGUAGAGGGAGGGGAUGCAGGUGUGGGUGUGUGACUUCACUGUGGUGCCCUGACCUUGGCGGAUGUGAGUGAGCAAAGCAUUAGUCUCCACAGGAGUGUUGUGUUCCUGCUGUCCGUCCUCUUCUAGGAGCUGCAGCUGUGGUGGUGUUCCCUCUGUCCUGAAGCACCACUUGCUCAGCUCACCUUAGCACAGCUGCCGGGUGCUCACAGCUCUGCAGUGGACUCCACCUCAGUGCAGCUGGUGGUGUGCUCUGGUGGCUGAAAGGGGGUGGUGAAUUUGGGGCUAACCUGGGUUACAUACAAGGCUUCAAGCCAAAAGGGCUGCUCUUCAGAGGACCUGGGUUUGAUUCCUGGUGCUUACAUGGUGGCUCACAACCAUGAGUUCAGGGGAUCUGACUGUUUUCUGGUCUCUGGGCACCAGGCACAUAAUGUGCACAAACAGCAUGCAGACAAAACACCAGUACACAAAAUAGUUCUUAAAAAUAGAAAUUACCGAUCAGAACAUGCCUGAUGAAUGUCCUGGAGGACUCGGUGUUGCUCUAAGCCUAGAGCUGAGGUGAGCAAUGUGUUUAGCUGAGCAUAAUCUUGGGACCAGCCUGAUGACAGGGCUGAUACACUCAAACUUGACCAGUUAUCCAGGGCUUGGCUGAUGCAGGUUCUCUUUCCUCAAAUUUAGGGAGUAUUGCAGUUUGAGGCAGCUGUGAGGCUGUUUGGGUAUUAAGUGGGAAUUUUUAGUAAGAACAGAAUGUGAUUGUAGAACUUGAACAAUGUAUAAGCUUCCAAGAAUUGGCUGAUGCAAAGUCAGCAACAGGUGGAGCACUGGGAGGGCCUGUGUACCUUGUUCUUCAUGUGAACCCUUCAGCGUCAUCCUCUCUCACACCUUACAGAGCUUCCUCCAUCCAUAAUGGAGCCCAGGCUGGGCUUGACCUCCCUGGCCUGCCACUGCACCCCACAAACUCCCAAGUUUUGGAACAGUCUCAACUAGUUUGGGCUGGCCUCUUUACCUCCCUGUUGCUAGGAUUAAAAGCAUGAGCCACCAUGCCCAGCUCUGUUUAUAAGUAUAACUAUAGCUGAUGCUGGCCUUGGAUUUUUUUUGGGGGAUGGGGGUUUCGAGACAGGGUUUCUCUGUGUCAUUUUGGUGCCUGUUCUGGAACUCGCUCUGUAGGCCAGGCUGGUCUUGAACUCACAGAGAUCCGCCUGGCUCUGCCUCCCGAGUGUUGGGAUUAAAGGCUGGGGUUACAGUUAGGAGGCAGUAUAGGCUUUACAAUCCUUUAAUGCCUGUAGUCCCAGUGUGUGAGAGGUAGAGGCAGGAACACCAGAAGUUCAAGGUCAUCCCCAACAAUUUAAAUUUGAGACUGGUUUAGCUUAUGUGAGACCUCAAAAGCAAAGCUGUCCUUGUGUGGUAGCACACACACUGAAUCCUGUCACCCUGGAGGCAGAGGCACAGAGAUCCUUUGAGACCAGCCUGGUCUAUACGUGAGUUCUAGCUAUCUGGCACCAUAGUGGGACCCUAUAUCAAAAGCAAGAAUGCUCUUCCAGUUGUGGUGAUUUGAGAUCAAUAAAAUAAUUAGCUUUUUAACUGCUAGUCAUUGAGUUGCUGUUAAUUUUUCAAAGCUAAUUAUGUUAACAGUAAGACCAUUAUCUAAAUCCCCGCACUUGAGAGGCAGAGGCAGGCAGAUCUCUGGGUUUGAGGACGGCUGGAGCUACAUAGACUAUCCCAACCAAAACAAAACAAAAACCAACCAAACAAAAGUAGUAUCUUACCAAAAGAGCUCGGUGCUAUUACUACUUUUAUCCAUCAAAAUUUAAAAAGCCAGGUGUGGUGGCACAUGUCUUUAAUCCCAGCAUUUAGGAGGCAGAGGCAGGCAGAUCUGAGUUCAAGGCCAGCAUGGUCUAUACAGAGAAACCCUGUCUCAACAUCCCCCCCCCCCCCACACACACAUUGUCUUGCUUGUGAUGUGAUUGUGCCAUAUGGCUUGUGUGGAGUCAGGGCAACUGUGGACUGAUCCUUUGUUCUCACAUGGGUCAGUUAGCCUUACCCAAACCGUGUUUGAUUGUUGGGUCAUCCUCAUCCUUAUGGAUUGCAAUUUUUUGUUUUGUUUGAGGCAAGGACUCUAUAGAUGAGGCUGGCCUUGAAGUCCCGUAGAUCCUUGUGCAUAGCACUAAGAUUAACUUUUAUUACUGGUGGUUAAUGUUACUAUAAAUCACAGGUUUAGCAUAUGUAAAACCCUAGGUUUGAUUCCCAGCAUACCUUCCCCACAACCAAGGAUUGAAAUGCCACAAACAGAGUUACAGGAGUUAUAUGUGAACAAAUCUAAUGGAAGUUUUGACCAAAAAAAGUGUGCAUGAGGGUGUGCAGAGGACACACAUUCAAUUCCCUACACUUAAAGGGUGGCUCACAACUGUCUAGUUUCAGGGAUCUGAUUCCUAGCUUCUGGGGCCACCAGUCAUACAUGUAAGAGGCACAUACAUGCUUGAAGGCAAACAAUCUCUAGAAAAGACAUUACUAAAGGCUGGUGAAGCUGUUUGAGCUGCUUGCUUGCAUCCUUUACCGCCCGGUGAGGACCUCACGAGAUACUAUGAAUGAAAAAUAAUACGGAGUGCAGUUAUCACCAUUGGGUUUCUGGCGGUUAGCAGUUGGGUAUGGGGAGGUUGCUGGGUAAUGGGGGAGGCAUUACCUUCAGUUCUGGAGUCACUAGUAAGUUAUCCAGCCCCACCCAUGCUCAUGCAAGCAACCACAAUUAAACUCUAUGUUUAGAAACAGAGAUCGGAGAGAUGGUGCCCUGGCUGGUUUUAUGUCAACUUGACACAAGCUAGAGUCAUCUGAUAGGAGGAAAUACAAAAAUGCCUCCGUAAGAUCCAGCUGUAAGGCAUUUUCUUAGUGAUGGAUGCGAGAGGGCCCAACCCCUUGUGGGUGAUGCCAUCCCUGGGCUGUUGGUCCUGGUUCUAUAAGAAAACAGACUGAGGAAGCCAUGGGGAGCAAGCCAGUAAGCAGCACCCCUCCAUGGCCUCUGUAUCAGCUCCUGCCUCCAGGUUCCUGUCCUGUUUGAGUUCCUAUCUGACUUCCUUCAGUGAUGGACUAUUAAGUGUAAGUGUAAGCCAAAUAAGCCCUUUCCUCCCCAACUUGCUUUUGGUCAUGGUGUUUUCAUCACAGAAAUAGUAACCCAAACUAAGACAGAUGGCUCAGUGGUAAAGAACACUGGCUGCUCUUGCAGAGGGUGGGGGUUCACUUCCCAGCACCCACAUGACAGAUCACACCUGUCUGUAACUCCAGUUUAAGGGGACCCGACACCCUCUUCUGGCCUCAGGCACUGUAACACACGGUGAAAUACUUGUAACAAUGUUUUAAAAGGUCUUUAAGACGCUGUGGGUCAUUUGUUGGGAAGAAGGGACUCUGUGGGAGGGAGAAGAGUAAGGGGGUCCUGCGUGGUGAAUGUGACUGAAACCGUAAGCCUGUUGUGCAGGGAGAGCUACCCUCCUUAGCGUGGCUGCCACUGUCAUCAGGGCAGCUGUGACUAACAAGAGACCUGGAGGAUCAGGCCUGUUGAUGCUCCUUCCCAGAAGGGGGCUGAGCGGUCCUUCCCUGGUCUCGGUCACUCAGGUAGGCUCUCCCAGCCAGCUGUCUGUAAUUCUGCCCUAAUCUGGAACCGGGCCACAGUGUUGUAGACCUUGGAAGGUUAUCGGACAGGGGCUCCACCUAUGCCCCUAUGGGAAGCUGCCAUCCAUGCUGGUGUGACUUUCAGACACUAUGAUGGCUUUGUUACCCAGACUACCUCAUGCUCUAGUUUAAUCAGUAAGCCGAAUAAACUCAUUGGUCCCUUAGGAUGGGCUUCGGGGUUUGUCUUUGGAGCCUGGUGAGAAAGGGGUAGAUGUUUGUUUAGAGUUCCUGAAACAACAGAAUUGUCAAAGAAGAGAUUAAAAAUAUUAAAAAAAAAUAAGUCUACUAACUACUCCACACUUUUGGAAGUGACUUAAAUCGCUGAUUUUCUAACUGCCUUGAGAAGGCUCUCUUUGUUUACCUCACUUGAUGUCCAAACUCUCUCAGAGAUGGCUUGGAGGGACAGUAAAAGGACUGAGAACUCAUGUAGAGUCUGCAUCUGACAAUGUUCACUUUACAGUUGCCCUCCAUGCUCACUUUAGUCUGACUUUCUGGCUGUAUGAGGAAGCCACACUGAUUUUUGUCAUGGCUGUGUUCAGUCAGGCAUGUUUAUACGACUGUUCUUUAUUCCCAGUGGUCACUGGUUGAGAGGUGGUUCUGCUAGGACAGUCACUAUACCCAGCGGGUCCUCUCUUCUGUCCCAUCAGUCUGUUGGUCCACCCCAGGGCUGUACAGCAGCUUGAGGAGUAGGCUAGCAUGGCUGGCCCUUGAGGGUUGAGGUAUAAGGCCAGUCACAGCCGAUAUGGGGCUGCUGACACACUGACUCUCAGCCAUGUCCUGACAUCCACUGUGAGGCUGACAGUGGCUUCCUAAGUGUCUCUGACCCAGCCACCUCAGCCUUGAGAACUUACUACAAGUGAGCAUUCUAGGAUCCCUACACUCAAACUAUCAGUUCAGAAACCCUAGGGCCUAGAGCUGGAGAGAUGGCUCAGUGGUUAAGAAGAGUAUUUGAUACUCUGCAGGAGACUGAACUUGGUUCCAACACCCACAUGGCAGCUCACAACAUUCUGUAUCUCCAGUUCCAGGGGAUCUGAUACCCUCGUUCUGGCUUCUGUAGGCACCACCAGUGCAGGCUCAUUGUGAGAACCUCUGGGCGGGCCUUCUGGACAUCCGAUGAUGACCUGUCAUGGCCACUUUCCCAUGCCACUGACAUAGAAGUGGUGCAAUCCAGAAUCUUAACACCAGGAGUCAGCGUCCUGCCUGCACUCAUGAUGACGAGGGACCUGGCUCUUGCAGGCAUGCUGAUUAGCCUGGCUUUCCUGUCACUGCUACCAUCUGGAUGUCCUCAGCAGACCACAGAGGACGCCUGCUCUGUGCAGAUUCUUGUCCCCGGCCUCAAAGGGGAUGCAGGAGAAAAGGGAGACAAAGGAGCCCCCGGACGGCCAGGAAGAGUCGGUCCUACAGGAGAAAAAGGAGACAUCGGGGACAAAGGACAGAAAGGCACUGUGGGCCGCCAUGGAAAAAUUGGUCCCAUUGGCGCUAAAGGUGAAAAAGGAGACUCUGGUGACAUUGGACCCCCUGGUCCCAGUGGAGAACCUGGCAUCCCGUGUGAGUGCAGCCAGCUGAGGAAGGCUAUUGGGGAGAUGGACAACCAGGUCACUCAACUGACGACUGAGCUGAAAUUCAUAAAAAACGCUGUUGCUGGUGUGCGUGAGACCGAGAGCAAGAUCUACCUGCUGGUGAAGGAGGAGAAGCGGUACGCAGAUGCGCAGCUGUCCUGCCAAGGCCGGGGAGGCACACUGAGCAUGCCCAAGGACGAGGCAGCCAAUGGCCUGAUGGCUUCGUACCUGGCACAGGCCGGCCUGGCCCGUGUCUUCAUAGGCAUCAAUGACCUGGAGAGAGAGGGCACCUUCGUGUACUCAGACCGCUCCCCCAUGCAGACUUUCAACAAGUGGCGUAGCGGAGAACCCAACAAUGCCUAUGAUGAGGAGGACUGUGUAGAGAUGGUGGCCUCAGGGGGCUGGAACGAUGUGGCCUGCCACAUCACCAUGUACUUCAUGUGCGAGUUUGACAAGGAAAACUUGUGAGUGUUGGCAGGCCGCAGCUCAGGGGAGACAGCCCCCCGAACCCCAUCUUUUAUAGACACUCAGCCUUCCAGACGCCAGUGGCCACAAGCUACCCCCUGGCCAUCAGUUACCAUGUCUGCCCAGUUCCUUUCCGUAAGGAGGUUGGUUCUGAGCCUUGUUGACAGAAGGGCUGUUUGAACCGCAGGAGGGGGAACCCCUUGUUUCCCAGUGCUGUUCCGAAUAGGCCAAGUUUUACCACCCUUGCCUGGCCAAGACACUCAUUAUGGAGUCACCACUCAGAAGGAUGCAGUGAAGCUCUGGUCUUGGUCCAGCCACAAAGCGCUGUGAAUGUGGCGGCAGUGGCCGUGGGGGCAGGAGUUGCCACCCACCUUUUAAACUACACAAGAAGCACCAUUCGGUGGUGACCAGUGUUUCUAUAAGUUACUCUAACACAUAGGUGCCUUUCACUAUUAUCCACGUAGGAACACCUGCUGCUCUGCUUCAAACCCAUACUCCAGGAACACAAAUAAAUCCUCAGAAUUUUGCUGUGGGA